AUGAGUACAUCUUAUUUAACGAAAGGCGCUUUAGGCGCAGGUGUUGGCUUAUUUAUCUAUGCUGGGUUAACAUAUAUGUUAACAAAUAAUGGUUUUCGUUUUGAUAUUGGUUGGUUUCUUUUAUCUAUUUCACCUUAUCAAUGGGCAUUGGUUGGCAUUGCAUUAGCCGUGUCACUUUCUGUUCUUGGAGCAGCUUUAGGAAUUUUUGCAACUGGUGUUAGUAUAAUAGGUGGCGGUGUUAAAGCACCACGUAUUCGAACAAAAAAUCUUAUUUCAAUUAUUAUGUGCGAAGCUGUUGCUAUUUAUGGACUUAUCAUGGGUAUUGUUAUAUCUGGUUCAAUUACUAGUUAUCAAACAACUCGACCUGAAGAAUUAGCUCUUAAAUAUCGUGCAGGUUAUAAAUUAUUUGGCGCUGGUUUAACUGUUGGCUUAUGUAAUUUAUUUUGUGGUGUAUGCGUUGGUCUUGUUGGUUCAGGUGCAGCUUUAGCUGAUGCUCAGAAUUCAUCAUUAUUCGUUCGUAUUCUUAUUAUUGAAAUUUUUGCUAGUGCAAUCGGUCUUUUCGGUCUUAUUGUUUCUAUAUUACAGUCAAAUGGAGCAAGUUUAUCCGACUAA
Adineta steineri is the source of this 612-nucleotide messenger RNA. Lineage: Eukaryota; Metazoa; Rotifera; Eurotatoria; Adinetida; Adinetidae. The record is from the annotation of a GenBank genome assembly.